AUGGACUGCUUCAGUGCCCUCGCCACGGUUGUCGUCAGCCUUGCGUUCGCUGAGGCCCUCUGCUGGGGCGAUCACCUCGCGGAAGCAGCGCCGCCGCCGUCGUUCUACGCGGCUGCCUCCUUCGUGUUGACGCCCGUAGCCUUCUUCCUUGGCGUGGCAGCAAUCCACGCUAGGGUUGCUGCUGCGUUGCACCCUGCAGGCCGGCACGCUGCGCAUGACAACCUCAUGUACGCGUGGGCGUACGCGUACCUCCCGACGUCCACGGCUUCACUCGUCGCCGUGUUGUCGCCCGCGUUCGCCGCGCUCUUCGGCCGCGCCGUUGCCAAGAACAGGCUGAGCCUGUCCUCCCUCAACGCCGUCGUCGUGAUCACCGCCGUCGUGGCGAUCGUCGCGCUGGACUCCGGGUCGGACAGAGGCCGCCCGGCGCCGCCCGGCGUGACGGCGCGGCAGUACGCGCUCGGCUUCGCCCUGGACGUGCUCGGGUCGGCGCUCCACGGCCUCAUCUUCGCGCUCUCGGAGCUCGUCUUCGCCAGGGUCCUCGGCCGGCGGUCCUUCCACGUGGUGCUGGAGCAGCAGGCGGCGGUGUCGCUCUGCGCGUUCGCCUUCACCUCCGCGGGGCUCGCCGCCGCCGAGGGCUUCCCGGCGAUGCGGCGCGAGGCGGCGCGGUUCGCGCGCGGCGGCGAGGCCGCGUACGCCAACGUGAUGGUGUGGACGGCCGUCACGUUCCAGCUAGGCGUGCUCGGUGGCACCGGCGCGCUGUUCCUGGCGUCGACCGUCCUCGCCGGCGUGCUGAACGCCGUCAGGGUGCCCCUGACGAGCGUCGCCGCCGUGAUCUGGUUCCAUGACCCGAUGAGCGGGUUCAAGACCUUGGCUCUGGUGAUCACAGUGUGGUGGUUCGCGUCCUACAUGGUUGGGCACUCCUCUUCUGUCAAGAAAACGUCAGCAAGUUGA
Messenger RNA from Panicum virgatum (switchgrass), 951 nucleotides. RefSeq names its product probable purine permease 5. Gene Ontology annotation, cellular component: membrane. Gene Ontology annotation, molecular function: purine nucleoside transmembrane transporter activity. The transcript has 3 exons. Bases 1 to 951 code for a protein of 316 amino acids. The record is from RefSeq and is a predicted model, not a curated record. NCBI's taxonomy places the organism in Eukaryota, Viridiplantae, Streptophyta, Magnoliopsida, Poales, Poaceae.